AUGAAGCGCCUGUUUGGCUUGGUGGUGCUUUUCUCCAUUUCCCUGUUGGCUAACGCAGCUCCCCCAACAUGCUACUCAAGGAUGCUAAAUCUGAGCAAAGAAAUCAUGGAUUCCUUUAACACACUGCAGAAUGAGGAGCCCUUGGAGCCUUGCGUGGAGGGGCUGCCCAGACUUUAUUUGGAUAUUCACAAUUACUGUGUGUUGGCCAAACUACGGGACUUUGUGGCAUCACCCAGGUGUCGGAAAGUUACUCAAGUGGGUGCCCUGAAAGACAAGGUGCGGAAGCUGUACACCAUCAUGAACUCAUUCUGUAGAAGGGACUUGGUGUUCUUGUCUGAUGACUGCGAGGCUCUGGAAAACCCCAUCCAAGCUCCCACCACUGUAAGAUCUCAAGUUAGGUCAGAGCUGAAGGAAGUUCCCAAGAUGUUUCCAAUUACACCCGCUGCCAAAACCUCAACUGGUUAA
This is a messenger RNA of Gracilinanus agilis (Agile Gracile Mouse Opossum), 465 nucleotides long. It is a transcript of the gene CYTL1, whose product is annotated as cytokine like 1. Gene Ontology annotation, biological process: positive regulation of transcription by RNA polymerase II. Lineage: Eukaryota; Metazoa; Chordata; Mammalia; Didelphimorphia; Didelphidae. The record is from RefSeq and is a predicted model, not a curated record. Bases 1 to 465 code for a protein of 154 amino acids. The transcript is spliced from 4 exons.